AUGGUGUCAGUGGAAAAUGUAAAAAAUUUAGUAAAACUUUGUCGAAUUUUCCAAAAUGUUAAAAUUUCACUGAGCGUAGAAAGUGGUAGGAGCAGCUGUUUUUUUAGGACUGUUGCUACUGAUGUGGCUGCUACUGCGGUUACUGUAGGUACUCCGAUGUCUGGUUCUAUCACCGCUGCUAUAACCGCUGCGGCAGGCACUACUACCCCUAUCACGAACAAUGUCAAGGAGAAAGAGUCGAAGAGCGAAGCCGAGGAAAACUAUUUAGCAGAGUUUGUUAAUGGGGGAAAAAAAAUAAUAUAUGACAAUAUGAACGAUUUAAAUGCAUUAUGCUUAACAAAAUUGAAAAAACUCAAAGCGGAUGUACAUAUACUAACGUCAUCGAACAGGGAAUACGUGCCAUACUAUUUUUAUGACUUCUUCCUCGCACACUAUUCUUUUCAAAGUAAUUAUAAUAAUUGCUUAGAUAAAAUUGAAGCGUUAAAAAAAAUGAAUGAUAGUAUAGGAAAUAAUGAAAUGAAAGCGGAACAGAUAAUAGGUAAUAAUUUUUUUUUUUGUUCAUCUGAAGAUAACACAUUCAUCAUUAAAAAUAGAAAAUUAAUAAUUUAUGAUAAAAAAGAGGAAAAAACGCACAUAUAUUGUAAUAGGGAAGCUGUUCAAAAAGGAAUUUUCAUUCACAACAACUAUGAUAAAUACGCGCCAGACGCAUUAUGCACCACUACAGAUAAAUGUAGUACACAUUACGAUAAAGCAGUUUUGCAUUAUAAUGAGGUAAACCAUAUGAACAUUGAUUCAUUUAUUAAGUUAAGUCUAGAAAAAAAUUUUCGCAUGAAAUAUGUUACUACUGUUCAAUAUUGUUUAUUCCCAUUUUUUUUAAAGAAUUUUGAUGUCCUAGUUCAUUCAUUUAAAGGUACUGGAAAAACGCUAGCUUAUUGUAUACCACUUUUACAUAAAAUAAUAGUCCAAAUAAAUAAUUUGAAAAGAAAUUGUACAAUAAUAAAAGAAAAUUAUGUUCUUGCGCUUGUUGUUUGUCCAAAUAUAAUUUUAGUUGAACAAACUUAUGCAAUUAUUAAAAAAUUAAUUAUGUACCAUCCAUGUAAUAUCAUAUGUCAUUAUAUACAUGGAAGAAAAUAUAUGAACAUGCAAGACGAAAUUAAUGAAUUAAAAAAAAAAAAGCCACAUGUAAUUGUAACAACACCUGUAUCUUUUAUAAAUCAUAUCAAGUUUUCAACAAAUUUUUCAAGAAUGUUUUUUUUAUGUGAUACAUUAAUUAUUGAUGAAGCUUAUUUUCUUUUAAAUCCAAACUAUCUUAAAAAUAUUUUAAUUAUAAAAAACGUUUUACCUAAAGGACAUCAGACAAUUUUAUUAACAUGUCUUGUUAAUAAUUUUUUAAAGCAUUUAGCAUAUAGAUUUUUACGAUUAAAUUAUGUGCAUUUAAAUUUUGUUGACAAUUGUAUUUAUGACAGCAAUAUUUUUCAUGCAGCUGCUCUCAUGAACAUAAUCAAUUUUAAUUCAAAUGAAAAAUUAAACUACAUUAAUUAUAUUAGUAAAAAUAAAAACAGCCGCCUUUUCCAGUUGCACCACGAGCUUAAUGCUAAGUUGAUAACUAUGUAUAGACAUAACAUAUUGAACUGCGACGAUUUGGGAAAACUCUGGCAUUGCAAAGACGCUACGACAUUUUAUCAAAACGUCAACGCGUUUAACUCGUAUAUAGUGAACAGCUCUGUAGGCAGUUCAUCUGAUAAGCAACUGGACUUUCAAAAUGAUUUUUUGGCGGGGCACAAAAGCGGUAAUAAGAGCAUUAGCAUCAAUAGCAGCCGUAGCGGCAACAUCAGUAACAGCAGCUGUAGUACCAAGGUUGAUAUUGGGCAAGGUGAACAAAGCAAAGAGCAUUUAGGGAAUGACGCACCUGAUGGAAAGGGAAAAAACAGUAACACCGAACACAGUGUAAAUGAGAAAAAUAAUUUAAACUUGUGCGAUAAAAGAAACGAACUGAUGGAUGAAAAUAACAGUAAAAUAAAUACUAAAAGAAAAAUAAAAAGACGGACGGAAGAGAUUACGGAAGAGAUUACGGAAGAAUUCAUAUAUAGAGGUACUCAAAAUGAUGAAAAAAUAAAAAAAUUAAAAUUAAAUAAUAGUGAUUAUAAUAAUUACACAGUUUAUAGUAAGAACUGUGUGAAAUAUGAAGAAAAUAAAGGGAAAAAUAUACCUACGCACAUAUUUUUAAAACAAGAAUAUUUAAUAUACGAAUCGGACAAACUUGCUUUAAUAUUAUUCAAUAUAAUUUGUAAAGAGCUUUUAUCAAAUGAUAAUAUAAAUAUUGUUAUUUUUAUGCCAACAGUUAAAAUGGUACAAUUUUUUUAUGUCAUUUUUAAGCAUUAUAUAUUUAAGGGGUACAUAUUUUUACUUUAUUUAAAAUUGAAUAAUUCGUUAAAAAAAAAAAAUUUAUUUUUUAUAUCCCAUUAUUAUGAUAAGGAAAAUGUAAAUUUUUCUGUUUCUUCUGAUCCUUUUGUUUCCAUUGAUCAUGUCUUACCUAAUUCGUCAAUCGAAAAUUCCAAAAAGGAAGUAAACGAUUUAGGUAAAGGAAAAGAUGCAUUUUGUUACUUUAGCGAGGAGAUUUAUGCUAAUUGUAGCAAAAGCAGUGAACAAAGUGAAAUUCAAUCGGACUGUUUAAAUGAACAAAAUGAAUAUAAACUUCAGGAUGAAGAAGAAUUUUGUUAUGAAAAAGGAGGAGAAAACAAUACAAUAUAUCAAAAAGAAUAUGAACAAUUGAAAGAUAUGUUAAUUUCCUGCCUACACAGCAAAUUGAGCUUGGAUAAAAAAAUAUAUACAUUGAAUAAUUUUAACAAUUCAGAAAAAAAAAAAAAAAUUUUAUUUUCUACCUCUAUGGUAUGCCAAGGAAUUGAAAUAGAUAAUGUAGACUUAGUAAUACAGAUAGGUGUGUGUGCAAGUAUUGAUGAAUAUAUUUUAAGGACAAACAUUGCUACAACAAAAGCUAUGCAAGGAAGAAGCUUAUUAUUAUUAAACGAAUUAGAGGGACAUUAUUUAUUUAUUUUGUAUAAAAAUAAUAUUAUUAUUAGUAGCAUAAGUAAGAAUUAUUUAAAUUAUAUAUAUAAGGAGAACAAUUUGUUAUAUACUUUGUUGAAGUAUAAAAGACGCAAUAAAAAUGUGAGUGAGAAUAGCUUACAAAAGAGCAAUUAUAUAACAAAUAAUUUAAUAAAGGUUAAGAAAGAAGACAAUAAUUAUGAUUACAAUUUGGAGGGGGAACAAAUUAAAUUAUGUAAUGAAGAACUACAAAAUUAUGGUGAUAAUAUAGACAAAGGGGAAACGUUCAAUUUUUUUUAUAAUUCUCAGAUAAGACAUGUUGAAUGGCAUAAACAUAAUCAUUUAUUAUGUUCAUGUGAAUUGAUGUACAGAUCAUUACUAGGUUUUUAUUGUGAAAAAAACGAAAAUUUUAAAUUUGAAAAAUGGCAAGUACCAAGUUUAAUUAAAAAUAUCAUUUAUUCUUUUGGCUAUUUUGAAAAUUUUUAUAUAACAAAAUCCAUGGCUGCGAGACUUCAAGUUCUGAAUGCGCCUGACGUGUACAUAAAAUUUCAUGCAAAAUCCAAGAGUGUGUUAAUGUCUGCACUGCCGUCUUACAAAGGGUACAAGUCCAGAAUUAACGAAUUAAACCACAAAUGUUAUGCGGGAGGAAGUUCUACGAGAAGUUCAAUGAGCAGAUCAAUGAGCAAUUCGUCAAAUAACGUAAUAUAUAAUGGAAAGGAGUCCACGUCUACCGAAUCCUACAAUGGAAGCGGCAUUUCUUUGGGGCAUACUCGAGUAAAUCGAACUAUUUUAGAAGAAAAUUCAAGAAUGAUGGACGAAUAUACAAAGGGAGAAAAAUGCAAAAAAACAUUUAUAAAAAAAUGUCCUUUAUAUUUUCCAAUUCAGAAAUAUUUAUUAUAA
Messenger RNA from Plasmodium malariae, 3945 nucleotides. Its product is annotated as DEAD box ATP-dependent RNA helicase, putative. The record is from RefSeq and is a predicted model, not a curated record. The transcript has a single exon. Lineage: Eukaryota; Apicomplexa; Aconoidasida; Haemosporida; Plasmodiidae. Gene Ontology annotation, biological process: ribosome biogenesis. Gene Ontology annotation, molecular function: ATP binding; nucleic acid binding. The coding region runs from base 1 to 3945 and encodes 1314 amino acids. Gene Ontology annotation, cellular component: nucleus.